Molecule: messenger RNA, 3831 nt
Organism: Plodia interpunctella (Indianmeal moth)
Lineage: Eukaryota; Metazoa; Arthropoda; Insecta; Lepidoptera; Pyralidae
Exons: 1
Coding region: 500-1585 (361 amino acids)
Biological process (GO): retrotransposition
Cellular component (GO): ribonucleoprotein complex
Molecular function (GO): single-stranded RNA binding
Source: RefSeq, a predicted model, not a curated record
AUCAUAGCCGUGCGCCCACCGCGUACACAGCGUUUUACUAUUGCUCUGCUAAUUUUAUUCAUGUUCGUGGUUAAAAUUCAUUUCUACAUCAAUUUUUUUUUUGUAGUAUACUUUCUUCAGGUUGACAUUCAAUCCAGUGAUAUUUAUAUUAGUGAAUCUAAACGACGUCAAGUGCUAUGUGCUAAUAACUUGUAGAAAUAAUAGAUCACUUCGCAUUGUGAUUAACCUGGCCGAGUUGGUGAGUCAUUUUUUGCCAUUGCUCGUCGCUCGGUACUAGUCGUCCGCCCGCCUCACCCCGCCCCGCCGCCACCGCUGCCGCAAGCUCGUUGUGCACUCAAUUCUCAUCGCUACGUGUGCUGCGCAAGCACUAGUAUAUCGUGCGUGCAUCAUCGUUACCUAAGAUAAGAGCCGAGCUGCGCAUUGCGUGCGUACCUACUAAUCGUCACUUUUUGUUUUGAGUUGAGUUGUUUGCUGUUUGGUGAGACAUUUUGCGCGCAGGAUGCCUAAUAUAAAUUGUGCUGGAUGUCCUAACAUUAUUAAAAAUAAUGAAUAUGUCCAAUGUAGAAUAUGUUCUUUAUCUUAUGAUAUUAUUUGUGCAAAUUUAACUUUCAAGAAAUUCUGUACUAUGUCCAAGCAAAGCCGGCUGGACUGGCAAUGUCAAGCCUGCCUUAAUAAACGUCCGAAAGCCGAUAAUCAGAAUACGCCAGUGCGUACUACAUCGGAGGCACAUUCAGACGUCGAUCUAGCUGCUAAUUCUUCUAAGCCUAGUAAGCGAUCGCGGUUUACCUCACCCGAGGUUGACUUGGAUAUGGACGAAUCUAAAGAGAGUUGUUGUCGAAUGGCAAAUUUGAAUGAGCUUAUAAUUAGUGCUUUACGAAGUGAAGUACCCAAAAUAUUAGAGGGUUCUUUGAUAAAGGAACUGGAGCCAAUUAAAAAUCAAAUCAGCGAUGUACUGAGUUCUAUUGAAUUUAUAAAUAAAAAGUACGAGGAAAUGAGUAAUUUAUUAAAGAGUCGCGAAGAAGACAUUAAGCAAUUAAAAUCGGAAAAUAUUCAACUACACAAUACGGUCAAGGAUUUGCAUAGCCGGCUUGGCGCUCUAGAGCAGCAUAGCCGCGAAGCUAACAUAGAGAUACACGGUUUGCCGGAACACCGUUCGGAAAAUUUAGCUCAGACUGUAACUCUAAUUGGGAAAGCUGUGUCCCAUCAGAUACAGGAUGGAGAUGUCCUAUCUUGUUUCAGAGUGGCUAAAAUGAAUGUAAAUAGUAAUCGUCCUCGCUCGGUGGUUGUGAAACUUCGCAGUCCCCGUUGUCGCGAUGCCUUUCUUGCUGCGGUAUGGUCAUAUAAUAAGAAAAACCAGGAGAAACUUAACACGGGUGUGAUUGGUAUUGGCGGAGAUAAGAAACAACUAUAUGUAGCUGAGCAUUUAUCUCCUGAAAAUAAAUCUCUGCAUGCUGCUACGCGUAUCAGAGCCAAAGAGCUUUCAUACAAGUUUGUGUGGGUAAGAAACGGGAGAAUUUAUGUCAGGAAAAAUGAGUCAUCGCAACCUAAAUUGAUAAAUAAUAAAGACAGUUUGUGUUUGUUGUAGCCAUAUAGAAGACAAGUGGUGGCAUUUACCUUUCAAAAUUCAUCAAUAUUUAUUAUCAAAAUUUACGAGGCAUGCGUACGAAAACCAACAAUAUCUAUAAAAAUAUUUUAUUAAAUAAUUAUGAUGUUAUAGUAUUCACAGAAACUUGGCUGAAUAUUGAUGUGUUAAAUAGCGAAUUUAUUGAUAGUAGAUACCAAGUAUAUCGGAGGGAUCGUACGCAUUCCGAGUUUUAUUCUAAGGUUGAUGGUGGCGGGUUGUUGAUUGCCGUUCGUAAAGAGAUCAUGAGUAGGCGAAUGGCCGAUAGCGAAAGCUCUUGUGAUGACCUAUGGGUUGAAGUCGAGUUGAUUGAUGGCAAAAUCGUUAAAAAAAUUGGAAUUUGUGCGGUGUAUACAGUUUGUAGUUCAUCGCCUAUGAAGUUAAAAGAAAUUAAUACAUUCUUAGACAAUACAUCUGAAGUGGCUUGUUUACUGGAUGACAUUAUUGUUAUCGGCGAUUUCAACAUGAGAUUUUUAACUUGGUCUAAGGCACAGAAUGCAGACUGUAUGGUCGCCAACAAUUAUAAUAGUGAGCUUGGAUACGCUCUCCACGACUUUAUUGCAAUUACAGGCCUGAACCAGAAAAAUUCAGUUCUAAAUUCUGAGAAUAGAAUGUUGGAUCUAGUUUUAACGAAUCUAUCAUGUAAAGUUUCGCAAUCUUCAUGUUUGAUAAGUAAACUGGAUCCUCGACAUCCGCCUCUUUCAAUAUCUUUAGAUCUAAAAACAUAUAACUUCUUAGAUUCAGUGCCUCGUUCUGAUUAUAAUUUUUAUAAGGCUAACUAUUUAGAUAUUGUGUCCGAAUUGAAGAAGGUGGAUUGGUACGAGCGUCUGAAUUGUUGUGAGGGAGUGGAUGAAGCAGUGGAAAUGUUUUAUAAUAUUUUGCAUAAUACGAUAGAAAGAUUUGUUCCGAAACGUAAACAGCGAAAUCAAGCUUACCCAACCUGGUUUACAUAUGAUUUGAUCCGUUUGUUGAAAGAAAAAGAUAAACUCAGAGUUAGAGUACGUAAACAUAAUAAUCCUCGCGAUCGUUUAGAGUUAGAUAUAGUUAGGAAACGUGGUAAAAUGUUGCUUUCGACAUGCUAUAGAAAUUAUAUCGAUAACACUGAGUCAAACAUAAAGAAAAACCCUAAGGCCUUUUGGACUUUUAUUAAGCAGAGAAAAAGCUCAUCGCGUAGCGCAAUUCCCUCUAUGUUGCAUUCUGAAGAAACGGGUGCUGCCGGCACUGGUCAGGAAGUGGUUGAUUUGUUCGCAUCUCAUUUUGGGUCUAUUUAUAAUGACAAUACUCGUGGGGACUUGAACAACAGUUAUAUGGUUGAAAGCCCACAUUAUACUAAUAAAAUUGGCUUAAUUCAAUUCAGAGAAAGUGAUGUUCUUAAGGUACUUAAAAAACUAAAUCCAAAUAAAGGCGCUGGGCCCGAUAAUAUCCCCCCGCUUUUUGUUAAGCGAUGUGCGGAGGUAUUAUCAUACCCCCUUACUUUAAUAUUUAAUUACUCCUUACGUAGUGGCUGCUUCCCUACCAUUUGGAAACGCGCUAGAAUUGUUCCAGUAUUUAAAAAGGGUGAUAUAAGUUACGUAAAAAAUUAUAGACCUGUAUCUAUUCUGUCUACGUUUUCAAAAGUAUUUGAAUCACUUGUGUGUCCAAUACUCACAAACCACACAAAAACAGUAAUAACUCAAGACCAACAUGGUUUUCAAGAAAAAAAGUCUGUUGCCACUAACCUCCUUUCAUAUGUAACACCGAUUAUGAGUGAGGUGGAUUGUAACCGCCAAGUGGAUGCUGUUUAUACAGAUUUUUCUAGCGCUUUUGAUAAAGUAAACCAUUCUAUAUUGUUGGACAAGCUUCGAACUCAAUAUGGCAUAUGUGCUUCGCUUUUGAGCUGGUUCCGUUCAUAUCUCGCUAAUAGAGAACAGUCUGUUGUCGUUAAUGGAUAUGAAUCUUCACCCUAUAUUGCAGCAUCUGGUGUACCUCAAGGUUCGCAUCUUGGCCCAAUUUUGUUCAUUUUAUUCAUUAAUGAUAUCACUCAGUGUAUUAGAAACUGUAAUUGCUCGUUGUUCGCAGAUGAUAUGAAAUUGUCCCGUGUAAUAGUGUCAGCGGAUGACCAAUUGCUGUUACAGGAGGAUUUGGAUAGAGUUUCACAGUGGUGUCUGAGUAACAAUAUGGUGUUGAAUAUAGGUAAGUGUCAACACAUUACUUUCACAAAAAAAAGAAAA